Molecule: messenger RNA, 4730 nt
Organism: Xenopus tropicalis (tropical clawed frog)
Lineage: Eukaryota; Metazoa; Chordata; Amphibia; Anura; Pipidae
Gene: tcaf1
Product: TRPM8 channel associated factor 1
Exons: 9
Coding region: 391-3174 (927 amino acids)
Source: RefSeq, a predicted model, not a curated record
CCAGUUAGUCCUACAACGACUUUUAUCUGAAUUCUGCUGUUUAAAUAUAUUGGGCACCACUUCACCGGCUGCACAGCAGAUGUUAAUUAGCCAGUCACACCCUUCCUCCUUCCACUCUGUUCCGUCCGCAUUAAAAAAAAAGUUUUGCAGAACAGAAGUAGGGUGAUGUGUGAUUGGAAGGAGUAGUGGGUGGGAUUGAAGAAAAAGUGCAUUUCGAUUUGGUUGAUCGACUGCAGAGGGGUGCCCAACAGACCACAGGACUCUGCUGACCUUGUCACAGCCAGUUUAGGACCAGAGAAUAACUGGUGGAUCCCCAGCUCCUGGCUCAAUUCUGAUUUCAGCCUUGUCUACUUUCAGAGUGAAAACCUUUCUGACUUCAGCCUUCAGUGCAUGAUUUUGGAAGCCUCCCAUAAGACUCAAUGGCACUUCAACCUCGCCCAAGGAAAAUUUGGAAUUAUGGAGCUUUUUGAAGAUUACAAAGCACUCACCAAAGAUGUUGGUUCUCUAGAUUUCUCUGGAAGUUCUGUUCCAUGCAAGCUGCUAAUAACAGGAGACAUGGCAUUCCCUGUCCUGGUCACUCCUAGAAAGGAUGUGCUCAUUGCUGCCUCUUAUUAUGGAAAGGGGAAAAUGGUGGUCAUUGCUCAUGAGAAUUAUCUGAAUAUGAAAGAGUUUAUGGUUUUCUUAAGGAAUUCUGUGACCUGGCUGAAACCAAACCCAAAAGCAGAAAUUGGUGUAGAUGGCAGCCUAACUCUACUAGCAGAGACACUUACUGGCUCUGGCUGUCAAGUCCAAACCAGUUUAAGCCCUGCUGAGGGCUUGGGAGUGUUCUGUACAAGUGGAUAUGAUGAUAGCCAGGCUCAGCAGAUCAUCUCAUUUGUGCGAGAGGGGGGAGGCCUGCUGAUUGGGGCUCAGGCUUGGCACUGGUCCUACAGUCACAAGCAGGAAAAUGUUCUCCACAAUUUUCCUGGAAACAAAAUAACAUCAGUUUCUGGGGUGUACUUCACUGAUAAUUAUGGAGAAAAAGGAACAUUCUGUGUGACUGAUAAUAUGCCAUGGACUCCAUUAUACACAGACUUUGACUUUUCAGCAGAUAUGAAACACCUUUUAAAUGGUGUAUCGCAGCUCGAUAUCAGCGGAUACAGCCUCCCCUCAGAUCUUCUCAUCUAUGGGGCACUUGCAUUUCCAGUUGGUGUUGCUGAUAAGAAAGAAUGUUUUCUGGGUGCUGCACACUAUGGAAAAGGGCGUGUGGUUGUAGCAUCACAUGACACCUACAUGUAUAAGCCAGAGCUGAAAACCUUUAUCCUAAAUACAAUAUCAUGGCUAGACACUGGAAAGAAAAACAAAAUUGGUAUUCAUAAAGACUUGGAAAACCUUGCACAAUUGUUAGAGAAGGAAGGCAUUUUAUGUACAAUAUCCAGCUUUAGCCCUGAGCUGAGUGUAUAUUGCUGUCCAUGGUACACCGAGGCUGAAGAAUGUGCUAUCCAUCAAUUUGUUGCAGAAGGGGGAGGCCUAUUUAUUGGUGGCCAGUCCUGGAACUGGGCCUCCAAAAACUCAGAUCUAAAUGUUGUUGCUGAUUUCCCAGGCAACAAAAUACUGAACAAAUUUGGCAUUAGCAUCUUGGACUGGAGCACCCCUCAAGGCAAUUAUAAAGCAGUCAAUCCUGAUGAAGCCACUAACCAGUAUCGGUUCCCAAAGGCACUUUCACAGCUGCAAAACGAACUAAAAAGUGAACAUGAUCUGAAACCUCCCUUUAGCACCUGGAUGUUCAAACUAAGACGAGAUAUCACCUAUUUCAUGAGGCUCCCCGCCAGUCCUAUCAUUUGCGCCAUACAGCGCCAGUUUAUAGAUAUGAUGCAGACCUGUGAGCUACCCAAGCUCAAUGGAAAAAACUGUGUGAGCAGUUGCUCGAAAGAAGCUUUAAUCCUAUCUUUGGCCCAUGAAGCUUGCAAUGUGAACCAGGAGUGCAAUGAGAAAAAUAUUAUGGAGAAUGAGCCUGCAGUCACAAUAGAAAUUGAUGCCACAAACCCAGGUUAUGAUGCAUGGAGAAGCACCGGGCUCUAUUUGUCUCCCAAAAAGACAGCAGUGCUUGUGUUUCCUGCCUCAGCUGUUCAACAGGGUCUUCAGGUCCAGGUUGGCUGUCACUCAGAUGAUUUGGGCUCUAAAGAUGAGUUUUAUCGUGCGCCGAUUGUUGUGCGGAAAAUUUCUGUUCAUAGAGAGAAGGUCCAGGUUUCCUGUUAUUGGGGAGGACUCCUUUACAUUAUUGUGAAAGAGAGGAGCAACUUGGGUACAAUCCCAGUUCAAGUGUAUGGAGCAGAACCAGCCCCAACCUAUAUAAAAGGUAAGACCAGUCUUGACUCCUGGUUGCAAUCACUCCGUGACUUGCCUCCUCCAUGGGCUGAAUUGAUUACAGAAAACAUUAUCCUGACUGUACCAUCAGAUGCUAUCCGCUCACUAAAUGAUCCAGAAGAACUACUUGGGUUUUGGGACAGAAUGAUGGUAGCUAUUACUGAGCUUGCUGCCAUACCGACAACAUUUUCUCGACCAGAAAGAAUCGUAGCAGAUGUUCAGAUCUCAGCUGGUUGGAUGCAUGCUGGAUACCCAGUCAUGGUCCACUUAGCAUCAGUCAAAUAUCUGACUAACCUUAGCUGUAUGCAAAAGGAAGGUCUCUGGGGACCAAUCCAUGAGCUUGGGCACAAUCAACAGCAAAAAGUUUGGGAGUUCCCCCCACACACUACAGAAGCCACUUGUAACCUUUGGUCUGUAUUUGUGAAUGAAACAGUUGUAGGAGUGCCCCGGGAUAAAGCUAACUCUGCUCUCGAACCAGCAAGCAGGGCUGCCUGUAUUGAGGCAUAUUUGAAAACUGGACCCAAGUUAGAAAAUUGGAAUGUAUGGACUGCACUGGAGACCUAUCUACAGUUGCAAGAAGGCUUUGGCUGGGAACCAUUCAAGCAGUUAUUCAAAGACUACCAGAGCAUGUCGGGCAUCAGUAAUGACAACAAAUCAAAGAUGAACCUGUGGGCAGAGAAGUUCUCUGAGGCUGUGCAAACCAAUCUCAUUCCAUUCUUUGAGGCCUGGGGAUGGCCCAUUGAGGAAGAAACUCGCAGUAAAUUAUCUGCAUUACCUGUAUGGGAGAAGGAUCCCAUGAAGCCAUAUCUUAGUGCAAUGAAGUCUUAAGUCCAUCGACUCUACAUCUGUUGCUAGUCAUAGGCCUUACUUUCUUUUUAUACCCAUAGCUUUUUGAUACAUGCUAUUUGGUAAACCCUGUUUGGCUUUGCAAUUUAUACUUAAAGAAUAUGCAAUAAAAAGAAUGAAGAGCAUUUAUAAACAUUUUGUGCUAUAAUAGUAUCCUUGGGGUAGAGGUAUCUUUUAUUAUGCUAAAUGUUAGAAAAUGGCUUCUCUAGUACCAGCGAAAAAACAAGUGACUGUCUAUUCCUGCACUGUGUUUGAAGGGGUCUUAGCCUAAAAGAGAUUGUUGCGCAAGUCUUCUGUGUUAGUUUAGCUUAACCCCUGUUAAAUGUUGAAUUGUGCUGGGGGAAAUGUUGAGGAAAACCUGUUUCAGCUUCUCGCAACAUGUUGUUUAAGCAUAAGGGUGUAUCUAUAAAAUCAGUAGGGAUGUGAAUGCUAAAGCCCAAACUGAAUCUGAAACCUAAUUUACAAGUGAAUAUCAGGUCAAGGAAGGGUUAAAAAAAAAAAAAAAAAAACCCCGCUAGAGUAGUGUAUAGGGGGGAAAACAUUUCUGAUCUCCUUCUCUAUGUUACCAAAAGUCACACAAUUUUAAAGGGUUCGGAUUAAGGCACUGCUGGAAAAGGCUUUGAUUUGGUCAAAUCCCAAACAGAAUCCAGGAUUUGGUGCAUCCCUACAAAUCAGCCUAUGUCAGGUUCUGUCUUCUGGUAAAAAAUGGUUCAUGACUCGCAAUGAUGUUCCAUUGGCAAAUUUAGUUUUUAAUACAGUACAAAGCUGAAUACUGCAGCAUGAUGCAUAAUGGCUCCCCCAAAUGCUAGUUAUACCUCUUAUCCAAAGGAAUGCAAACCCAACUGAGUAUUUUGUAACAUUUGUAUAAUACUGUGCUAAAAGAUUUCAAUUUGAAUUAAAAAAUUUUAAUAAGACAAAAGUUAGGUGAUGACUUCUGAAGGGCUCCUUAUAGUCAACCACUCCAGUAUUUUCUGCAGCUCAGUGGACUAGUUCACAAGUUUUAAAGAAAAGGUUUUUUGGGUUUUUUUUACUGCAAGAAAACUAGAUUAAAAAGUUUACUUUUUAUAUUCUGACAUAAAACAGACUCAUUCAAAAUUACACCUGAACAGAACCUACCAAUAGGUGUGAGUGCUCUUUUAAAAAAAAAAAAAAACUCCAUGAUGGACAAUGAUAGCAGACCCUUAACUGUGACCUUAUGGCAGCUCAGGGGGCUAUUUUGUUGUUGCUGUCCAUAUAUGCCAGCCCUGUCACUUCUGAUCAAUUUGAUUGGAUCAAUUUAAUUUUUUUUUUUAUUUUGCAAGCUCAGCACCAGAAAUGAUCUUUUAAUAUGAUUGGAUUGUGCAUGUAGAAGCAUCUUUCUUCCAUUUUAUUGAUAGGGAGCAGCAGAUGUUUCUUUAUUUCUUUUAAGUCCUACUUAAAGUCCCCAGCACAAAAGUUAUUCUUGUAUCGGGUGUGAUAAAGCAGGUUAAGAAUCUCAUGUCAUCAUGGCUCCAAGUGUAAUAUAAUGAAACAAUAAAAUCAUAUGUUAUCCUGCAUAA